AUGUUCAUCUACAUCAAAUAUGGAGAUAAUCAGCAUUUUAUUGUCAAUAUCAAUUGUGCUGUCCACCGGUUGCUGCAUUACACCCGCAGUAAAGUGGGGUUGGCUAAAACAGACACCAUUGAUUUGUGUGAUGAAACGGGAACAAUGAAGUUGUUUUUCCUGAUGAAGAUCCCUGGAGACUAUGCCAGCAAAUUCCUUACAGCUCGAAACACCUACUACGUUUGUAGGGUGGCACGUGGGACACCAGGAACUCAACUUGCGAAUGCCUACCUAGCUUUUGUGCCCCUCCUGAAGAAUCCAGAACACACGCUACUUGAUGCCUUGCGCACUCAAUGUGACAUGCUGGAGAGGAGUAGACUGAAAAUGCUUAGACUCCAAGAAGCCAAGAAAGCCGUUAAAAUUGAUUCCUCUGUGAACCUUCCAUCCAAAACAGGUGAAGACAAGAACGCUCGCAAGCUCCCUCGCAAGGGUCCAUUCCAAAAGACCAGGGCAGGCUUUCUCAGUAAGAAGGGAAAACAGACUAAAAAAAUAAAGUGA
This is a messenger RNA of Miniopterus natalensis, 537 nucleotides long. RefSeq names its product chromosome X CXorf65 homolog (gene CXHXorf65). Lineage: Eukaryota; Metazoa; Chordata; Mammalia; Chiroptera; Miniopteridae. The record is from RefSeq and is a predicted model, not a curated record.